AUGGCGUCAAAGGGGGUUACUCAGCAGCAGUCGGCGGUUGGUUUGGCAACGGAUGAUCAGGAGCCUAGGGCCCGGGCCGAUGAGAUUCCUGAGCUGCGGCGGGGAUUCCCGAUCCCUCGGGGUCGGUAUCUAGCCAGUGACCUCCCGCCUCUGCAUACGCUGACAGAAAUUUUCGCUGACAUGGCAUCGAACGCCCUGAAAAUGGGAUUCGAGCAUGUCCUCAGACGGCUCGGCAGUCGACCACUUCGGGUGGCGACAAUGUGUUCAGGAACGGAAGCCCCGCUUCUAGCCCUGGAAUUGAUUCAGACGGGUUUGGCAGAGGCCCAGCAACUACGGGUCUCGCACGCUUUCAGCUGCGAGAUAGUUCCGUUCAAGCAAUCAUACAUUGAACGGAACUUCCGCCCCCCUAUCCUCUUUCGGGACAUCACCGAACUUGGAGGGGACGUGGCGCGGACCGCCUACGGGUCAUCGGAAGUGAUUCCCGGUGACCUCGACAUCUUAGUUGCUGGAACUGCCUGUGUCGAUUUCUCUCCGUUGAACAACCGCAAGAAGACGCUGCAGGAAGGCGGCGAGUCGGGAGCGACGUUCGACGGUCUCUUGCGGUACGCGGAGAGAUAUCGGCCCCGAAUGGUCAUCCAGGAGAAUGUCCGGAAUGCUCCCUGGGAUCAGAUGAAGGGAAAGUGGGAGGAGCUCGGAUACAUGUCGGUUUGUGUCAAUGUCGACACAAAGCAUUACUACAUCCCGCAGACACGCGAGCGCGGGUACAUGGUGGUCAUUGACAAGCGCCGCUUGGAAGCAGCGGGCCUGCUUGGAGGCCCCAUGGACCAGAGUGGCAUUGAAAAUGUCACUCAACGCGUUUGUGAGCUCGCUGGUCAAUUCAAACGGCCAGCGAGUGCGCCGGUGGGGUUGUUCUUGCUGAGUGAUGACGACCGCCGACUCGAGCUCAUCGAGAUGAGAGCCCGCCUUGAGUCCAGAAGCGAAACGAGCUGGGACCAGUACCAGAUUCGUCACGAGCGGCACCGUGGCGAACUGGAACUAGGCAUCGAGAGGCCAAUCACUCGAUCCCUGCCCGGAGUCAACGAUCUGAAGGCACCGGAAUUCUACUGGCACCGUUUCUGGAAAACGCAGCCGGAGAGAGUGUGGGAGACUGCAGAUAUGAAUUUCUUGAAGAAGAUGUUGCAGGACUACGACAUGAACUUCAAGGAGCGUUGGAUCGACUUGUCUCAGGGAGUCGAUCGAGGGAACGACAGUCUUGCCGGGUCCGGGAUCGCGGGGUGCCUGACGCCGAAGGGCAUCCCAUUUGUGACCACCCGGGGGGGGGCCCGUAUCUGGCACGGAAGCCCUCUCGUUGCAAGGUCUUCCUCUCGAUCGAAUGCUACUCACGAGAGAAACCCAAGCCGAUUUGAUGGACAUGGCAGGAAAUGCAAUGACGAGUACAGUCCCGUGCAUGAGAUUCUUGACGAUGAUGAGGGGGGUUCAACCAACCCCGGCGACGCGGAGGCCAAGUCCCUUCUCGUCCCUAGCGAGGUCCACAGCCUUGUGAGAAGCAACUUCCAAAUCGCCGAAGCCCCCCUUGUCGACCAUUCUGUUCUCAACGCCAAGGCAGCGAGCAGCGUUCUGUGUUGUUCCUGCGAGAGACAGACUGGGGUUCAAGAUUCAAUCUUCAGUUGCACACUGUGCGGACAUACCGCUUGCAAAUCCUGCCGUGGAAAUCCCACGCAUUCGUAUCUGCGUGUUUCCCCACUUUCUCGACAAAAGCCGUCUGAGUUUAUAGCGAAUUUGAAGGGACUUGUUCCCAUGAAGCUUAUGCUGUCUGGUUUGUCCGAGUUGGACUUCGAGACUUUUAGAACCCUUUACCCUACCGACAACCUCCCCCAGUUUUGGCCCGACUUUAUUCUGUGCGUGAAGGCAGCUGUGACCGACGUCUUCCGGUUUUACGAGAUCAAGCGCGGAAGAAAAUGGCGAGUCGUUUAUGAUGGCACGCACUCCAGCUUGUUCCUUGACAUCGGUCCGGACUCCAUCCAAUGGCUUUUGUACGCAAAGCCCCCCCAAGUCCGCGAGCACAAGAAGCGUCAUCCGACAAGUGCUAGCCAAGCCAAUCGCCAGAAUGAGUCCCACCUCUGGGUCGUUUGUCGGGGCACCCCAUUCUCACUUCAUAUUUCUGGCCGAGGAAGCCGAGUCCGCUCAUUCCAAUCCGAGUGCGGUCUCCAAGCUGCCAGAUUUGUUGAUUCGAAAGUUUGGGACAGUAUUCUCGUUGAAGGAUCCAGUCAAGAUGUCGCAGUUCUUGAUCACGACGUCCGAGGAACCUACGAAUUCCUCCCUGACUGUGGAACAGCGCUUGGUGCAUUGUACAGAAAACAAGCCACCGCCCAUGCGCCCCCAAUGUUCUUAUUCCUUGACCCAACGAAGACUGGACCCCCUGAUGAAGAUGCCUGUGUGUUUGCUCUUGACCACAGCCGCCUUCCUGGAUACGACGUGAGAAUGACGAUCGCCGAGUUAUCACCAGCUUGGAGAUCAUUGGAUGUCACCCUGGAUUCGAAAGAUGUAACAGCGUUCUGCCGUCGAUGGGCCGAGGCCCCCAAAGCGCAGUUGAACCAUUGUCCUGCCGAGCAGAUCAUCCUCCGCACAUUGCAACCAGGAACCCAAGUCUCGUUUGAAAACCAGCACUGUCAUAAUGCUUGUAUUACCCUUACCUCAUUGUCAGCAACUGCAGCGAUUCUCAACCUACCUCACGCAAAUUCCGACUGGCAAGCCUGGAAUCCCGAUGUCUCCAUGAGAGAAUUGAAAGGUCUCGCCUGGUUGUUCCCAAAGAUUGCCGCGUGGUCCGAAUUUGAAGACUGGAACGAAAUCAUCCGUCUGGACUGUGCAGAGUCAAAUGGCAAUUGCAACACCUGCAACCCACCCACCCCAAGUAUCCUCUGGGGUCGCGACAACAAAGGCCGAAUCAUCCCAUAUGAGAAUCCCCAGGACGCUGCCGUCUACGAGCGUGCUAUCAAAAACCGACCCUCGCCAUUCUUGGUCUUCAGACGAAUCAACGAACAUGGAGACGCUGAAUUGCGUUUCACCCUCAAUGUUCAAGCUCUGACACACCAGGCACAUGGAAAAUUGGUUGGCACCGCAAGCCGCGAGACAGUCACAUCUCGCUGGCGACUUAUUCCUCAUGCGUACGACAUGGCUCAAAAAACCCCUGAUAUGAGUCAAGCCACCCCUGACAGGUUUACUUUGAAGGGCAACGAGAACUGCAGUCCUUCGCCACAACCUCCCAACUUCAAAUUUCAACUGCGUGAGGAACAGCUUCAAUCAUUGAGCUGGAUGAUUUCACAAGAAGCAGAAAACAUGGAACCAUUCAUGGAAGAGGAAGUUGAAGAAUCCAUCCUCCCCUUGAUGCCCUGGCGCGCUGAAGCCAAAGCGACAAUGCCAAAAGCUGUUCGCGGUGGCGUGCUAGCUGACGAGGUUGGAUAUGGCAAGACAGCCAUCAUUCUUGGUCUCAUCGACGCGCAGUAUGAAAGCGACACCAAACCCCAAGAGGACGACGGGCUGAUCCCAACAAAAGCAACCUUGAUCAUCGUACCCAACAACGUUCUCAGGCAGUGGGUUUCGGAGAUCAAGAAGUUCCUCGCAGGGAAAUACAAAGUUUUGGUGAUAAAUUCAUUCAACAACCCCACCAUCCGGGAUGUCGAAGAUGCAGAUAUCGUGAUUUUGUCAUGGACUACAUUGGCAAGCGAUGGGUACUGCAGCCGACUUCAACGAUUUACCGGAACACCCCGGGCUCCCGCAAAAUCGAGCGGAGGAACAGGUCGAAAUUUCGAUAGCUGGUUCCACGACGCUCGUGCUUCCUUGCGGGAGUCCGUUGACAUAUUGAGAACAGAAGGGCCUGAGGCGAUGCUCCAGCAAUUGGAGGCCAGACGUCGCCGAGUUCAAGAGACACAGGCCGACUUCACCUACGUGCCCUCUCGACGCCUCCGUGGCCAGGCAUUCGCUGAUGCUAAUAAUGGUCGUGACGAGUCUAAUGCAGAAGCACAAGCCGGAGAUGGUUUGAACUCCGAGGCUGACGCCGGGUUGAAUGGAUCUGGUGCAUCUGGUGUUGGACACUCGACCGGAACAGCGAGUUCUGUGGGCCAGCGGAAGCGGAGGCACAGUAGCAAGCCAGUGGAAGGUCCAGACGGAAAGCGACAAAAAAGCGAGUCGACAGACCCGGCAGGAGUGACCGAUGACAAAGAGGAACGUCCAGCCGGAACGCGACAAAAGCGCGAGUCGACAGACCCGGCGGGAGUGACCGAUGACAAACAGGAACGUCCAGCCGGAAAGCGACAAAAACGCAAAUCGACAGACCCGGCAGAAGUGACCGAUGACAAACAGGAACGUGAAGACAGACCAACAGCCGUGACGGAUGACCGCAAGGAGUUUGGUAUCAAAAAGAACUCCCAGCAACAAUGGCGCGACAUCAAAGCCGGAUUCCUUCACGCUUUCAAGUUCAACCGUUUGGUUAUCGACGAAUACACAUACGCCGGAGAAGAAAGACAUACAUCCCUGGUCUCAUUGCAGGCACGCUCCAAAUGGAUCCUUUCUGGGACGCCAGGUCUUGAUGAAUUUGCCGACAUCAAGAGUAUUGCGCGUUACCUUGGUGUACAUCUUGGUGUGGAUGACGAUGGCGAUUGCGACAAGCCGACGCAGAACCAAAGACUACGAGAUAUCCGGAAGAGUCACACAGCAGUCGAGGCAUUCCAAUAUUACCAGGCACCCCACAGCAAUGCCUGGUACCGAAAUCGCCGAGAACAUGCCCAAAGAUUCCUGGACCGGUUUGCGCGUCAGAACUUCGCACGUAUCGCACACAUUCCAGUGAUACCACACAUUGUCAUCACCGAACAGUCGCCCGACGAAAAGACAGCGUACGAUACGUUGUUCCGAGCCGUCAAAGAAAACAAGAGACGAAUCCCUGGUCCCCUGAACACCAUUUUAUCCAAGAGCCAGUUCCCCCAGGAGGCUCUCAUCAUGUCCUGCGUCACAAGUCAAAUCGGACAGCCUCAAUGGAACCUCGACAAAUGCCUCAAAGGCUCGGUGAACGACAAAAAGAAAUCUGACGAGAUGUGGGCUAAAGUGGAAUCGAUCACUCGACAGGCAGCGACUGUUUGGUAUAGCCAUCUGAAGAAUACCAAUCCCAAAGACUGGCAGGACGCCCUGAAUGGCGUUGCCAAGGUUGAUUUCGGGGACCUGGAACUCAACCAAAGAUUCAACGAUCUCUUAAAGACAAUCGUCGAGACAUUCACCGAGUGGGUAUUCGUUUACGAACACCGUCCAAUCGGCGAUUUGCUCCAGGCGCGACGCCAAAAGGCACAGAACGCGAAGAAUGGCAACACAGCCACUGGAGAAUCGGUUUGGACUGCUGUCGAAAAAGCAUUGUCCGCUGAAGCCACCUCUCUCUUGAAGCAACUCCUCGACAUUGAUCGCGAAUACCGAUUCUACACACAUCUGGCGACGAUCCAAACCGUUGGGAUCCCACCAUGCGAAAACUGCAAGAUCAAUUUGCACGAAAAAGAAGAUGUCAACGUUCUCAAAACCUGCGGUCACCUCCUCUGCACAGUUUGUCUUCACACCGCGAGCAACCAAUCACGCAAACCCUGCCCCGUUUUUGGAUGCAGCGCCCACAUUGUCCAAUCCAAGAUUGUGCCCGGUGAAACCCUCGUCGGCGAAGACCAAACAAUCCCGAGUACCAAGCUCAACAAGCUUGUUGAAAUCAUCCGCAGUGUCCCAGAGGACGAACUUGUUAUCAUCUUCGUGCAAGCCAGCCAUCUGUUGCCCGUUGCAUCGAAUGCGCUCGACGCAGCCGACAUCGACCACCGCAUGGUCACAGCCAACAACUUGAAGGGAAUCGGCGAUUUCACUGAUCCGCCCAAACCAAAGAAGGGUGAAACCGAAGCACCUUCUAGACCAAAGGCUUUGAUCUUGAAUCUCGGAAACUCCAUGGCAGCUGGACUGAACCUUCAAUGCGCAAACCACGUCAUCUUCCUGUGCCCCUAUUUCGCCUCCUCUGAGCACGAAUACCAAGCCGGCAUGACCCAGGCAAUUGGACGUGCUCGGCGCUUCGGACAAAAGCGCGCAGUCCAUACUUAUCAUAUGCUGGUGAAAAACACAUACGAAGUCAACAUCUUCCAACAAGCUCAGUCAGGCAAACUCGUUGAGCGCCAAGGUGUUCCUGUGUUAGUCCCAGAGGGACAGGUAUUGCCAGAGGACGUGGCAAUGGAAGGGGAGGAGCUGCCAGAGUAG
Messenger RNA from Penicillium verrucosum, 6264 nucleotides. Its product is annotated as putative SNF2 family helicase. The transcript is spliced from 7 exons. The record is from RefSeq and is a predicted model, not a curated record. Gene Ontology annotation, molecular function: methyltransferase activity; ATP-dependent chromatin remodeler activity; ATP binding. NCBI's taxonomy places the organism in Eukaryota, Fungi, Ascomycota, Eurotiomycetes, Eurotiales, Aspergillaceae. Bases 1 to 6264 code for a protein of 2087 amino acids.